AUGUACCACUGGGGGAGCAAGGUGUGGAGCGAACGCAGCAGCGCAACCAUGCCAGUGACCGUGGACGCGUCCAUGUCGGACGCGAGCUGCGCCGUGCUGGCCUCCGACCUGUGGCCCAUGAUCUACAACAGGCUGGGGCUGAUCGACCGUCGGUCCGACGCGUACCUGAGCGACGCCUGGGACAUCGCUGCCCUGGCGUCCAGCUUCUGCGUGGGCCCUGGCAGGCAGCAGCACACGCCGAAGGUUACCUUGGUUGUCGCCUCGCCCGUGCGCGUCAUGAGCCCCACCGCGGGGCCAGGCGGCGGGUGCAGCAGCGGACUGCAAGCCAUCAACGACUCGGUCCGAUGGGCGGACGUCGACUGCUUCGACACGUUCCAGCUCAGGUGCGAUAUGAACUUCCAGCUCAGGGGCUGCCGCUCCUGGCUGGACGGCAGGCAGUGGCAUAAGCGCGUGAUCCUGUACAACGGGAUAAGCGUCUGGCUGGGAAACUUCAAGUGUCUCAACCGCUGGCCGGAAGGCAUGGCGGACGGCGAGUGCGAGCCCGUGCUCCGCUCUGGGCAGAGCGCAGGAAUAGUCGGAGGUCUCGGCUGCCUGGGCGGCGGCCGCACUGGGAAGAAGCCGCUGCGCAUCUCGCGUCUCCCUCGGGAUCGUCCAGAGCUGCUCGGGAUGCAAGGGGCUUGCGACUGGUCACUGCACGAGAGGGGGACUGAGCACCACGCGUGCACCCAGGAGGACCUGGGGCAGACCCACUCGUCAGUGGCGGUACUUCAGCAGCGGCGGGUCCAGUACCAGCAUGCAGAUCUGUUUGCACUAAAAGAGCAUGCUUUCUUCACGCCUCCGUCUGUUCAGCUGCUCAGCAUCUCCAGUCGCUGGCGCUGUGCUUAUCAUUCCUUGGCAGAUUGGCAUCGUGACUUUCAUGCAUGGUCGGAGCAGGUGAUUCAUGACCUGCCGCUUGUGGCUUGGCUGCGUGGCAAAUGGAGUGCUCACUGCAGUCGCAUUCGGCAGGGCAUUGCGCUGCGCACCCAGGCCAUGACGGCCCGCUCGCCUGCUGCAGGUGUCUCUGGCGUGCACUGGCAUCCCGCCGCGGCGGCGGCGCGCGAAGGCCUCAGUCUGCUGCAGCAGUUAGUGGGGUCGGUUGGGGUGCGGUGGGGGGAGUGCUUCGUGACUCUGCGCACCUCUCGCUCGGCGUGGCAAUGGUUCAUUAUCAAGAUGCUCGCGGGAGCCCUCUCGCUGUGCGUUCUCGUGCACGGCGGGUAUUUCAUUGCCAAGGCAACCAGCGCCGUUGGUCAGCCGCUCAACGAGGAGCUGCUUAAUGAUGUCCUAGCCCUCUCGCGAGAAGCCGCACGGCCCCGGGCGACGGCGGUUGCUCCCGGCGCCCGUCACGGCAUCGCCGCGACGCAUCUGCCGCAGCUGCCGCAGCUUCCGCAGCUGCCGCAGCUGCGGCAGGCGGCGGCGGCAGCCUCCGCGGCUGCCAGUUCCCCCGCCGCAGCGAAGUCCUGGCGGUUGUCGGCAUCGGUCGUGAUCCUCGCGCCUCGCGGUUCGGUCCCGGGCUGCGACCUGAGCCAGAAGAACAAGCAGCGGCCUUUCGAGAACCUGUCGGAAGGUCCCAACCCCGCCGGCGACGAUUUCGAUUACCGCGUCUGCUGUGUCAAACGCGCGGCCAAGUCGACGUUCAUGCCGGACACCAUGGUCUUCCCUGGCGGCGCCGUCGACCCCGAGGACUUGGCCUCCGCGGCGGAGCUGGCUGGCAGCGGCGGCCUGGACGCCGCGGUGCGCUGCGCAGCCGUGCGCGAGGCGUUCGAGGAGAGCGGCGUCGCUAUCCUCGACCCUCCGCUGGCUCUGGGGCCUGCCGAGCGCGCGGCCUGGCGCGACAGGGUGCACGGGGACGCCGCGCAGCUCCGGGCGCUGUGCAGAGACGCCAGGGUGAGGCCUGCCUGCGGCUCGCUCACUUCUGGUGCAGCUUCAUCACGCCCGAUGUCGAGCACGGCCGGCUCCCCAAGGGAGGCUUCGACACCCGCUUCUUCGUUUGGUGCGCCUCCGGCGAGGACGCCGCGUGGGCCGCCGUCGAUCGUCACGAGACGGUGA
This is a messenger RNA of Prorocentrum cordatum, 2085 nucleotides long. The record is from the annotation of a GenBank genome assembly. Lineage: Eukaryota; Dinophyceae; Prorocentrales; Prorocentraceae.